AUGGCUCGUACGAAGCAGACAGCUCGUAAAUCUACGGGAGGUAAAGCUCCCCGUAAACAGCUUGCCACAAAAGCGGCGCGUAAAUCAGCUCCCAGUACUGGUGGAGUGAAAAAACCACAUCGUUAUCGCCCUGGUACUGUGGCUCUUCGAGAAAUUCGUCGUUACCAGAAGUCCACUGAAUUGCUGAUUCGUAAACUGCCGUUCCAGCGUCUCGUAAGAGAAAUAGCUCAGGAUUUCAAAACUGACCUUCGUUUCCAAUCUGCUGCCAUCGGUGCAUUGCAGGAAGCCAGCGAAGCCUACCUGGUAGGUCUCUUUGAAGACACCAAUUUAUGCGCCAUCCACGCCAAGCGUGUAACCAUCAUGCCUAAAGACAUCCAACUGGCCAGACGGAUUCGUGGGGAGCGAGCAUAA
Molecule: messenger RNA, 411 nt
Organism: Danaus chrysippus (African queen)
Lineage: Eukaryota; Metazoa; Arthropoda; Insecta; Lepidoptera; Nymphalidae
Source: the annotation of a GenBank genome assembly